Molecule: messenger RNA, 2607 nt
Organism: Chrysochloris asiatica (Cape golden mole)
Lineage: Eukaryota; Metazoa; Chordata; Mammalia; Afrosoricida; Chrysochloridae
Gene: PI4KA
Product: phosphatidylinositol 4-kinase, catalytic, alpha
Exons: 23
Coding region: 45-2606 (853 amino acids)
Biological process (GO): phosphatidylinositol phosphate biosynthetic process; phosphatidylinositol-mediated signaling
Cellular component (GO): plasma membrane; cytoplasm
Molecular function (GO): 1-phosphatidylinositol 4-kinase activity
Source: RefSeq, a predicted model, not a curated record
UGCUUCCCAGAGGAGCUCACAAUCUGUUGUUGUACUUCCAGUUCAUGCGGGAGAUGGCAGGGGCCUGGCAGAUGGCAGUGGAGCAGAAGUUUGGCCUGUUUUCUGCUGAAAUAAAUGAAGCUGACCCUCUGGCAGCAUCAGAAGCAAGUCAGCCAAAACCCUGCCCCCCUGAAGUGACGCCUCACUACAUCUGGAUCGAUUUCCUGGUACAGCGUUUUGAGAUUGCCAAGUACUGCAGCUCCGACCAGGUUGAGAUUUUCUCCAGUCUCCUGCAGCGUUCCAUGUCCCUGAACAUCGGCGGGACCAAGGGGAGCAUGAACCGCCAUGUGGCUGCCAUUGGACCCCGCUUCAAACUGCUGACCCUGGGACUGACCCUCCUACAUGCUGAUGUGGUCCCCAAUGCGACCAUUCGCAAUGUGCUCCGGGAGAAGAUCUACUCAACUGCUUUUGACUACUUCAGUUGUCCCCCCAAGUUCCCGACUCAAGGAGAGAAGAGGCUGCGUGAAGAUAUCAGCAUCAUGAUCAAGUUUUGGAUGGCCAUGUUUUCAGACAAGAAAUACCUCACUGCCAGCCAGCUAGUACCCCCAGAUAACCAAGACACGCGGAGCAACCUGGACAUAACAGUUGGCUCCCGACAGCAGGCCACACAGGGCUGGAUCAACACAUAUCCACUGUCCAGCGGAACAUCCACUAUCUCCAAGAAGUCAGGGAUGUCUAAGAAAACCAACCGGGGCUCCCAGUUACACAAGUACUACAUGAAGCGUCGGACACUGCUACUGUCUCUGCUGGCCACUGAGAUUGAGCGCUUAGUCACAUGGUACAACCCCCUAUCGGCACCAGAACUGGAACUGGACCAGGCCGGGGAGAACAGUGUGGCCAACUGGAGGUCCAAGUAUAUUAGCCUGAGUGAGAAGCAGUGGAAAGACAACGUCAACCUUGCUUGGAACAUCUCACCUUACCUGGCCGUGCAACUGCCAGCCAGGUUUAAAAACACAGAAGCCAUUGGUAACGAGGUGACCCGUCUGGUCCGAUUGGACCCAGGAGCCGUCAGUGAUGUUCCGGAAGCUAUCAAGUUCCUGGUCACUUGGCACACCAUUGAUGCUGAUGCACCUGAGCUCAGCCAUGUGCUCUGCUGGGCACCCACGGACCCGCCCACUGGCCUCUCCUACUUCUCCAGCAUGUACCCACCGCACCCGCUUACCGCACAGUAUGGGGUCAAGGUGUUGCGGUCCUUCCCACCGGAUGCUAUCCUAUUCUACAUCCCACAGAUUGUGCAGGCCCUCAGGUAUGACAAGAUGGGCUACGUGCGGGAGUACAUCCUGUGGGCAGCAUCCAAAUCUCAGCUGCUGGCCCACCAGUUCAUCUGGAACAUGAAAACCAACAUUUAUCUAGAUGAGGAGGGGCACCAGAAGGAUCCUGACAUUGGCGACCUGCUUGAGCAGUUAGUGGAGGAGAUCACAGGUUCUUUGUCGGGCCCAGCUAAGGACUUCUACCAGCGGGAGUUUGAUUUCUUCAACAAGAUCACCAAUGUGUCGGCCAUCAUUAAGCCCUACCCUAAAGGUGACGAGAGAAAGAAGGCAUGCCUGUCAGCGCUAUCUGAGGUGAAAGUGCAGCCAGGCUGCUACCUGCCCAGCAACCCUGAGGCCAUCGUCCUGGACAUCGACUACAAAUCUGGGACCCCGAUGCAGAGUGCGGCAAAAGCCCCAUACCUGGCCAAAUUCAAGGUGAAGCGAUGUGGAGUGAGUGAGCUUGAGAAAGAAGGGCUGCGGUGUGGCUCUGACUCUGAGGAGAACGGCACACAGGAGGCAGACACACAGAAGAUCUCCUGGCAGGCUGCAAUCUUCAAAGUUGGGGAUGACUGCAGACAGGACAUGCUGGCCCUGCAGAUCAUCGACCUCUUCAAGAACAUCUUUCAGCUGGUUGGUUUGGACCUCUUCGUGUUUCCAUACCGGGUAGUGGCCACUGCCCCUGGGUGUGGGGUGAUUGAGUGUAUCCCCGACUGCACCUCGAGAGACCAGCUGGGUCGCCAGACGGACUUUGGCAUGUAUGACUACUUCACACGCCAGUAUGGGGAUGAGUCCACUUUGGCCUUUCAGCAGGCUCGCUACAACUUCAUCCGAAGCAUGGCUGCCUACAGCCUCCUGCUGUUCUUGCUGCAGAUCAAAGAUCGGCACAAUGGCAACAUCAUGCUGGACAAGAAGGGCCACAUCAUCCACAUCGACUUUGGCUUCAUGUUUGAAAGCUCACCAGGCGGGAACCUGGGCUGGGAGCCAGACAUCAAGCUGACAGAUGAGAUGGUGAUGAUCAUGGGAGGCAAGAUGGAGGCCACACCCUUCAAGUGGUUUAUGGAGAUGUGUGUCCGUGGCUACCUGGCCGUAAGGCCCUACAUGGAUGCUGUCGUGUCUCUGGUCACUCUCAUGUUGGACACUGGCCUACCCUGCUUCCGAGGCCAGACAAUCAAGCUCUUGAAGAACAGGUUUAGUCCCAACAUGACAGAGCGAGAAGCCGCAAAUUUCAUCAUGAAGAUCAUUCAGAACUGUUUCCUCAGCAACAGGAGCAGGACCUACGAUAUAAUCCAGUACUAUCAAAAUGACAUCCCCUACUGAG